This is a messenger RNA of Sesamum indicum (sesame), 1028 nucleotides long. RefSeq names its product LURP-one-like protein (DUF567). The record is from RefSeq and is a predicted model, not a curated record. Lineage: Eukaryota; Viridiplantae; Streptophyta; Magnoliopsida; Lamiales; Pedaliaceae.
GCAUCAAAGAUCUGUGUCUGUGCGACUAUCAGCGAGUCCGAUCGAGCACCCAUACCCCAUAGUAGCAGUUCUUCUCCUCCUCUACUCAUAAAUUUUAGUGGGUUGGAGGCCAAAUUCUACCUGGGAAAUGACCAAGGUUUAUCCAAAAGCUUUGCCUCUGCCCAAGCCUUCCGAUGGCUGCAUCAAAGCCGGCGCCGAUGAUUCCAGUUCCAGGGUCCUCACCGUGUGGAGAAAGUCGCUGCUUUUCAACUGCGACGGAUUCACCGUAUUCGACGCCGAUGGAAACCUCGUGUAUCGCGUCGAUAAUUAUAUGUCCGGCAACAAGGGCGAGAUCUUCCUUAUGGACGCUUCCGGCACCUCCCUUCUCACUAUCCGCCGCAAGAAAUUAAGCCUGACGGAUAGUUGGUUGGUGUUCGACGGGGAGACGGCGGAUAAUCCGAGAUUUGUUGCGACGAAAAACGUGGUGAACCUGCUCAAAAGCAAAAGCAAGCGCCUGCUGGCUCACGUGACCUCACCGCGGAAGAACACGGCGGUUUACGAGAUUGAGGGGUCGUAUUCGCAACGGUGCUGCGCCGUGUACGACGAGAAGCGGCGGCGAGUGGCGGAGAUGAAGCAGAAGGAAGCCUCCGUCAAAGGGGUAGCUUUCGGGACCGACAUUUUCCGCUUAGUCGUACAGCCAGGAUUCGACGCCACAGUGGCCAUGGCCAUCGUCAUCCUCCUCGAUCAGAUGUUCGGAUCUUCCACCUCCACACGCCGUCGUCUCCUAACCAAUUGAAAAAGAAUAUAUAUAUAUACUGAUGAUUCCUCCUUUUGGGCGGAGCUUGUGGGUUUUUUCGUUUUUGAUAAAAGACCUCAGCGAUCCGCGUAGUGGCCAUCAUCGUUUUGUAAUUCAAUCUUUGGCUCUAGGUGAAGGGUUCUGUGUUUGAUGGAGAGUGGAAGUGGCUACAAACUGAGCAAGCCAUUGUACCUCUUUUCCUAUUUUGCUGUUAAAUAAAUAAUGGGUACAUACAUACACAUUUUAUGCCUCA